Penicillium coprophilum is the source of this 267-nucleotide messenger RNA. RefSeq lists its product as uncharacterized. The transcript has 2 exons. Lineage: Eukaryota; Fungi; Ascomycota; Eurotiomycetes; Eurotiales; Aspergillaceae. Bases 1 to 267 code for a protein of 88 amino acids. The record is from RefSeq and is a predicted model, not a curated record.
AUGAAGUUCACCGCUAUGAUCUUCACUCUCAUGGCUGCUACUGCCGUUAGUGCUUCGGUCUUAGAGACCCGCGAUGGCUGUGGAAGCGCCUAUGAUCCCGACCAGCGACGCACAAACAGCCCAUGCCAAUCCUCCAACGGAAACAAGCAAUACUGUGGUUGCGACAGGAGCGGUAUUGUCCAGUGCAAAGGUGGAAAGUGGACAGAGGUUCGGGACUGUGGCAACAGCCCGUGCCGCGGUGGCAAAGAGGGCGGAGCCUUGUGCUAG